Ambispora leptoticha is the source of this 140-nucleotide messenger RNA. The record is from the annotation of a GenBank genome assembly. NCBI's taxonomy places the organism in Eukaryota, Fungi, Glomeromycota, Glomeromycetes, Archaeosporales, Ambisporaceae.
AAGAAUCGUUUUGUAAUUGUUUCUGUUCUAAUUCUUUGAUGGGCGGUGAAUUGGAGGAUGUCCCUCUAGUGCCCCUUUGGACCUCAAGGGUUACCGGUGAUUCUAAACAAGCUGAGGACUGCGAAAUAACUUCAAUAUGA